Molecule: messenger RNA, 5001 nt
Organism: Leishmania mexicana MHOM/GT/2001/U1103
Lineage: Eukaryota; Euglenozoa; Kinetoplastea; Trypanosomatida; Trypanosomatidae
Exons: 1
Coding region: 1-5001 (1666 amino acids)
Source: RefSeq, a predicted model, not a curated record
AUGGCUGCUUCAGGGCUUAACCACGCGGCACCCCGCCGACGGCCUGGGUCGUGUCCGCCCUCCACACGGCAGCGCCACUGCAACGAGACGCUGUACGCGACUCACAGACAUGUGUCAUCCCCGCACUACUCCUUCAACCCUGAGGCACUUAUGGCGAAGUCCAUCCGCCAGCAACUCGAGGGCCUGUACAGAGGUCUGAACGUCGACGCCAGUCUACGCCAACAUCCGAGCAGUGCGUCGCAGGCACACCGCGGCAGAUCGACGAACGGAAAGCAGCACGGAAGCCGUAGUCGACCGCGGCUGAGCAUGGCACAGGCCAUUCCGGGUGCGAAGAGGGGCGAUUCUUCCCUCUCUCACACACAGCUGUCAACGCCUUGCUCAAGCCACCUCGUGGCGUCGCUGUCUUCUCCCCAGCCGCAGCGGCCGCGCGGAGCUACGGCAGCGGCAAUCUCGCACCUGACGUCAACCCUCCCUGCACCGUCACAGCCCCCCGCAUGGUGUAGGCAGCGCCGCAAAGAGGAGCUCAUCGAAAGCGAACUUGAGCCGGUGCCGAACCUCGUUGGACUCAGCGACUACUUGAUGAGGCGCCUUCACUUCGUCUACCGACCGCAUUCAGCGUGCGGCGGAGAGCCAAGCGCAUCCACUGCACACCUGUACAGCGGUGGUCAUGAUCUCGACAGCGCGAGUAGUCACUCCCGUACCCGAGGGACAUCGAAGUUGCCACGCUCGUCCAGUUCGACGACGGCAGGCCUCCUACACAGCCCCAGUAUUCGCCGUCCUACACUUCCGUUCGGUGUUCUUCCGACCUCCGUCGUGCGCAGGCGUGCGGCAGGAUUUUCCGGCGAGUCAAAGCCGUCCCAGCGCACUGACAGUAGUGCACCAGCGGCGGACCACAGUCGCGGGGUGGACGGCGCACCGUCGUCUCCUGGGGAGGCGGCGGGUGGCGUAUACGCAGGCGAGCCAUCAUCAAGCAGCAGGAACAGCGCAUCCACCUUCUCCCUAGACAGCCAGGACGUUUUCUUCGACGAGGAUCCGCUCGCGACGCAGCUGCUGCAGGGACCAGAGGCUGCGAAGUGUCCUGCAACAACUCAAAAACCCGCCCCCGAACAGACAGCACGAGUGCAUGCGAGGGCCGACGGCCAGGCGGCCUCUGGCACGCGAGCUGCGACGGCGCUGGAGCCGCUCGUCGUGGAGAGUCUCUCGUCCUCCGCUGUGCAGGAUGCACUAGUGCCGUGCGCACCCGAGACCCCAUCAGACCCUGUGACUUCCUUCAGCUCGUUUCCCACCGAUCCGGCAUCAUCCGCUGCUGCUGAGCAGCCUGUCGCACCAGCGACGCCACAGCCACCUUCAAGGAGUACACGCUUUUUUUGCAGGCGAUCGGCCAGUUCCUGGCACCGCUGCCGCACCAUCGACGACUUGCUUCAGAAGCUGCUGCGUCUUCGUGCUCAGUAUGAGCGCGCGAGGCAUCAGGGGCAUGGUCCCUGCGGUCUGUGCGACAAGAGUUUCCGGGAACCGCCACUUUAUGCGCGCAGCAGGGGCGCCGCGAUACAAGGCGAACGCUUCUCGUCCUUCUCUACCUUAACUGCGACGGAGCGCCCGCACAGUCGCCUUGGCCGCACCCAGCAGCACGGACGGCAGCCGCACACUCGACCACCUGCGCACGCUUCGGAGCGCAGCGGCCUUUGCAGCGACUGCGGGCUCUCCACACCCCACCUUCGCAGCGCUGUCGACGUCGGUAACAGGACACAAGAUGUUAGCCUUCAUCUUUUUCGUGGCUACCGUCGCUGCGAGUGCUGUGAGAUCUUACUACGACAUGACGGAGUUGUGCCGGUGCCGCCCACUGUAUCACGGGAUGACGCCUCAUCGGCACCGCGUCGGGGUCGUCGCCCACCAUCUGCGGCGGCUCCGCCAGCUGCGCCAUUGCGGCAGCGCUCGUCACGCAUGUCCGAUCCAUUCGCGGCACCUCGGGCGAUGUCCUCCUACUGGUACCCGUACCACAGCGAACCGCCUUCGCACCGCCGGCCCUCAGCGCGCGGUAGUGAGGAAGGGGACAGUGUUCGUGGACAUGUGAGGGACGAAGCGGGAGCAGGGGGGGCGCUUGAUCUCGACGCGGACGACCACUUGCUUCUCAUCCAGCUCCUGCGCGGCAUAGCGAAGGACAUCCGUGCGGGGCAGAAGGGUGCGGAAGAGUCAACCACACAAGAUACGGCAAGCCGCGCCACUUGCGGUGCAUCCGACUGCGGCGUCGAGGCCUUGCUGCGAGCAUUGCGGGAGGAUUUGCACAUGGACGAUGCGACCUAUGCGGAGCUGCUGCGCGUGCUUUAUGGAAGGGGCCGGAGCCCAGUGUCGGGGUCAUCCGCCGCUUCUGCGGCAGUGCCCACACGCACAGCUACACUCUUUCCGUACAACAUUCCGCACUCCCCGUUUGCGCCCCCGCCGCAUCAUGCCGCAGAACGCUGCGAUGUGGCUGUGGCGACGGAGGCUGCGACUGUGGAGGCCCUACAAAGAGGGAUCGACGAGCUCUGUAUUCUGGAGGAGGGUUGCCGUCGCGCCAACUUGUGGGCAGAGCUGCUAAUGCGCCAGGAGCUGCAGGUGAGGUUGUGCAGCGACGCCGAGGAGUGCGCCAGGGUCGAGAUGGGGUUCGCUGAGCAGUUGAAGCGGUCUAACUGGAUACAGAUAUGGAUCAUGCGUUGUGCGGCGCUGGCUAGUGCAGCAAGUGACGCAACGCCGAUAAAAGUGGACAUGGCUAAGGUGGGCGGUGGCGACAUUGGGGGAAUGCUGUCUGCACCACCGUCAAGGGUCGAACAGCUCUCAGCCCCAACAGAGGAUGCGCUGGCUAAGACUUCUGUGACUGGGGACGCCCCUGAGUCCAUGGCGCCGCCUCCACUGGACACCGACCUGCCCGUCGAGAAGAACGUUGGCGAGGCUGCUGCACCGCCGGCUGAAGACGAGUCGGUGGCUGAUGAGCACGCUCACGACGAGGACGGCAAACAUCUGCUACCGUUUCCUGCCUUCGAUGUCGACGGCAACGUACCGAGAAUCAUUCCGCCGAUGUCGAAGUUGCCGUCCAUCUGCGCAUCUUCAGCGACCCUGGAGCGACUCGGCAACGGUGCUGGUGUUCCGAACGAGCUCCAUGAAUGGGAUGAGGAGCAGCAACCACAGAGCUUCGCAGGGCCUAGUGAUGCGGUGCUAACGGUGCCCGAGCAUGUAGGUGGCAUACCAAUACGUGGGGAAGACGAGCUGGAGGACAACUCCAGGGAGGUCAUUGUCUCACUAGCGGGCGUGGCGUCGUUGCCAACGGUGGCGUCAUUACCGACAGCCAAAGGCACGGCGGCCGAUGCCAAGUCGGAUGUGCAGCCCCAAUCCGCAGCACCCCCAGCGCUUUCUGCCUCGGAGCCGAUGAGUACCCAUGAUGUGCAGAUGGCUGUGAUGGCGCUGCGGGAAACCGGCGAUCUGUCGCCGUCGGCGAACACACCAAGUGUCUCACAGGGGGGGAGCAGGCCCGAGACCCCUCUCGAAGAGACCGUGGCGGUCGAGUCAGCCUCUGCGGUUAAGAAUGCGUCUGGGAGCGCCUCUAGCAGCGAGGACGAGGCCACGGAGGAGCCGACAGAGCUGCAAAGCACAGCGACCACUACAGCAGCUCUAGACGCCACACAGCUGCCCUCUGACACACUCUGCCGUGCAGCUGGCGCUGCAGUCACGGAGAGUUUCCUCUCGGCGAAUCCCUCAAGAGAGCGCGCCAGCCCAGGUACUCCUCUGGAGGUCCGCGCCAACGGGACUGGCGCACCGGCGCGGACCGUGUCCUCAAGUCAAGAGCAGAGUCUCAGCACCCCGCAGGAUGCCACAGUGGACUAUGUGCAGCAGAGGAGCCUCAUCACUAGCGCGGCGGACGCUCAGAAGUCUGUGGCACUGGCUGCUGCAUCGUCUGUGUUUCUGGCGAAGAAGCGACGCGAGCAUCCGGCAAAGCACCACCAUGGAGGUUUGAUCACCGCCAUGGAACUGGAUGAGGAUGGCGAACUCGUGGAGGGCGAAGGGAGUCAGGGACUGAGUGCACUUGGCGCCACUGUUGCGACUACUGCUACCGCCGGUAUGGGGAAGUUUCAGGAGGAAUAUGCGGCUGACGAGUCGCACUGGAGGGCGCAUCCACAGCACGUUCCGUGCCCGCUGCCUCCUCCCGCUAGCGCAAGUACAGAGAUGGAUCACAUCGAAAGACGGCCUUCGAUCAACGUCCACGUAGCCUACGGAAAGGCCCAAGGGGAGGGGGAAGAGCUGCAAGGGCUGCCCAUGAUGAAGGGCGAGGAGGACUGUGCUUUGCAGCGGUUGCUGCCUCCGCAGGUCAGCGCGGGCAACGCAGCCGAUGCGGGAAUCCGGCAGCCAACACCCCAGGCGCACAGCAGCGUAGCGACUGCCGAGGACUCGCAUGCGUCUCCACCUGCUUCUUCGCAUCUACAACAAACUGGCGCACAGACGGAGAGGUCUGUUUCGGUGCUCGGAGAAGAUCACGUGACCGAUUUCGUCGAAUCCCCAACGGACAACCGGCACUUCAUGAGCCCUCUCGUUACCCGAGGCGAGAACGACUCUCCGAAUGUGGUGCCCGCGGAGGCCAACCUUGAGGUGGACGAGGACGGGGACGAUGGACGGGCGGCUUACGGCGCGUAUGGGAGACAGAAGCUGCUUAAGCAUGGGGUGUCACGUCCGGAUCCCUUGCAGCACCUGCUACCACCGCCGGCGCUGCGUCACUGCUCCACGCCGGCGUUCUUCUUAUCCCUCUUCAGUACACACCUGCGAGAACCCACGACCGAGGGGGAUGAGAAGGCGCCAGAUAUCGGCGUCGCCAGGGACGACCACAGCUGCGCAAGGGAUGAGGAAGCAUCAUAUGAACAAGGGGGCGACAGGGCUGUGGUGGAGGAGGGAACUCCGCGGAAGCGCGUAGAGGUGGAGAAGCGCAAAGACGUCACGGGUUUUCUGCUUUUGGAUGUAGUGCAUCCAUCUCACUGCUGA